Messenger RNA from Larimichthys crocea (large yellow croaker), 1911 nucleotides. RefSeq names its product phospholipase B1, membrane-associated. The record is from RefSeq and is a predicted model, not a curated record. The transcript has 16 exons. Gene Ontology annotation, biological process: phospholipid metabolic process. Lineage: Eukaryota; Metazoa; Chordata; Actinopteri; Sciaenidae. The coding region runs from base 134 to 1363 and encodes 409 amino acids. Gene Ontology annotation, molecular function: phosphatidylcholine lysophospholipase A1 activity; A2-type glycerophospholipase activity; retinyl-palmitate esterase activity. Gene Ontology annotation, cellular component: brush border membrane.
CCAUUCUUCAUACUGUCAGUGAGGUAAUACAAAGGUCAGAGAUGAGGUUAAUCAUUCAUCAUCACAGCAGUUUAUAACACUAAUGACGCUUCAAGGCAGUUUUUAAUUCUCUCGUUGUCUCUGGACUGACAGCAUGUUUCCCCGUGUGCUGUUUGCUGCCUGUUUAUUUACCACAUGUCACGUAGACGGCUCCAUAUUCAUGGAAGAAGGAGAUUAUUUCAACCAGGAUGGAUCAGAGUUUCUGCAGCGUCGUCUCCAUCCUCCGUUCAGCUGCCCGGACAUGAGUCCGUCUCCCACCAUCCCCACCUCAGUUGAAUUUGUCAAAGCUGCAGACGUCAAAGUCAUCGCUGCGCUGGGAGACUCUUUAACUACAGCUAUCGGCGCCAACGGUUCUACGAUUUUAUCGAUACCUUUUGAAUUUCGUCAGGUGUCUUGGAGCAUCGGAGGAUAUGGAACUUAUCAGAACGUCAUAACACUGGCAAAUAUUUUUAAACUCUUCAAUCCCAAACUGCUCGGCCCGGCUCCCAUGAUGACGUUUCACAACAGCCCAUUAACUGUGAACGAGUCCGGCUUCAACUUCGCCAUCACCGGCCACAACACGCUAAACAUCUCAGACCAGAUAAGGACCAUGAUAAACACGUUCAGGGAGUAUCCGGGUCUGAACUUCGAGGAGGACUGGAAGGUGGUGACGGUUCUGAUCGGCAUGAACGACAUCUGCGAUUACUGUAAAGAUCCUACGCUGUUCUCCCCCGACAACUUCAUCCACCACAUGACGGAAGCUCUCGACCUGAUGAUGAGCGAGAUCCCCAGGACGAUCGUGAACGUGGUGCAGAUUCUGCCCAUGGAGCCUCUCAGAGAAGUUCAGCGCCCGACUCUCGGCUGCCAGCUUCAAAAGAGUUUCUGCUCCUGCCUCACUGUACCUGAAGAAAACUCCCCUGAACUGACGGAGCUGCUUGAGAUUAACUUUGAAUUCCAGAGGAGAUUAAAGAAACUCCUGCUCAGUGACCGUUUCUUCAAAAAGGAUUUUGCGGUUGUUCUGCAGCCGUAUUUAGAGAACGCAGGACCACCGAGACUUCCUAACGGGACGCUGGACCUGAGCUUCUUCACAGCAGACUGUUUCCACUUCACUGUUAAAGGACACGAGGAGCUGGCGAAGGGCCUGUGGAACAACAUGUUCCAGCCUGAGGGAGAGAAAGAGAUGAUAGAGACAUUUUCAGAGCCGGUAAAACUCAUCUGCCCAUCAAAGGAGCAUCCGUACAUCUACACCAAACCCCGGAAUAAAUCAUCUGCAGCGGCGCUGAAGCAAUUCUCCGUGAACACGAUGAUGCUCGCAUCUCUGUUUACUGUGUUUAGUUAUUUGUAGUUUAACAGACGGAGCAAGGUGAAAAAGUCUGACUGUGUGUGAAAGACUUCCACCACAUGGAGACUGACUGAUCAAUGGAUGAUCAAUGGAUGAUCAAUCCACAGACUGUCUGUUGACUUUUGUUAUUUAAAAGAAAAAAGCAGAUCCUGAGGCUAAAGAUGACCUGAUGAUCAGAAAUGCAAGAUUGAGUAAAAUAUAAACACACUGCAAAACCUAAAAACUUUAUAGACUUGAGUGUCUUCAGAAUAAUAUGCAGCUUUACUUAAUCAAGUCUCAAAACAGACAAAUAUCAAACUCAGAUUUUGUCACAUUAUGUCUUAAAAAUGUUGAACUGUGUAUCUGUCAACAUCAGGAGGUAAAAUAACUGAAUACUAAAUUCACAUUUACAGCCAAAUUUAACAUUACCUAAUGCUGUAACUUGCUUACUUCUUUUACUAAUAUGAUCUCCUAAAAUACGUUAAAAUUAUUUUAUUUCAGUGGCUUCUAACUGUCUUUUAAGUCCCUCUGUAUGGAGCAAAAAUUAGGUUUAAGAAAUAUACGAAUAAAAU